Mesocestoides corti is the source of this 2112-nucleotide messenger RNA. NCBI's taxonomy places the organism in Eukaryota, Metazoa, Platyhelminthes, Cestoda, Cyclophyllidea, Mesocestoididae. The record is from the annotation of a GenBank genome assembly.
AUGGAAGAGAGUCUAAAGUAUCCAUCUGCUUCCCAGAAAAAGGUGAAAAGUACUUUUUCACAGCCUGUCAUCACGCAAAUUCAUGAGUCAAGGAAAAAGAGUCGAAAGGCUCCUGUGGUUAGCGGGGUAAUUAAAGUAAAGAAGUUAUCUCACAAUCGGCCUCCAGACCAGAAAUCUUUGCCAGUGGUGGCCGAUGGAGACUUACGAGCAAAGUCUGAUCUCGUGAAAAGGGAAGAUGAAAGUCCACGCAACACCAGAAACCCUCUUCAAGUUGGUCUUUCGGCUAAACAGCAUCAAUCACAACUUGAUCUGCUUAAUAUUAUGAGUGAAACUAUUAAUCCCAACAUCGAAUCUGUUUUUUCUAAAACGAGUUGGGAAAAUUUCGGUUCGCAAAUGAAUUUGCACCCACAUUUGCUGUCAAUAAUACAGAAGAAUUUUCGCUAUCAAUACCCAACCGCCAUUCAGGUGUCUGCAAUUAGGAAACUAUGCGAAGGUCGUGAUGCAUUGAUCAAGGCGCAAACCGGCUCCGGCAAAACCUUAGCCUAUGCUCUUCCGAUGCUUAAUAGUUUGAUGAUGGCUGAACCACGCAUAACCCGUAGCGAUGGUCCUAAGUCACUAAUCAUUUUACCCACACGAGAGCUUGCUGCUCAAACCGCAUCAGUCAUGACCCAGUUGUGUAGAGCCUGUGUCCGAAUUGUUCCUGGAUGUCUAGUUGGAGGAAUGAAGCGCAAAGGCGAAAAAGCAAGGAAGGGGUUGAACAUAAUUGUGGGUACGCCUCGACGUCUGCUUGACCAUCUUGGAAAGACGGCUGUUCUAAGCCUAAGGGCUCUUCAGUGGUUGAUAAUUGAUGAAGCUGAUCGUCUUGUUGAACUUGGCUUUGAACGUGACGUGGGGCGAAUUAUUGAUCGGGUGUCUAGGGAAACACAUCUGGAGGGUUGUGACAGUUCGAUUCAAACGGUUCUCCUUUCGGCAACUCUUACACCAGGCGUCGAAACACUGGCUGGAUUGGCCUUAAAAAACCCGGUCAAAUGUGAUGUGUCCGAUGAGUUAGCUCCCGACGAAUGGAAGUCUUCUGAACUGGAUAAACGCAUCGCACCGUUUUCGAUGCCUUCGGGUUUAAAACACUUCUUGUUAAUAGUACCUUGCAAGCAGCGCCUCGUUGCUCUUGCCGCUUUCAUGCUACUUAAAACAAAGUACAGCAGACGUUCUGGGAAGUUGAUGGUAUUCUUCGCUACUCAAGAUUGCGUUGACUUUCAUUAUCGGUUGUUCACUGAAGCACUUCGUGAUGGCGACGGGAAAGUAGAUGAAUCCGGUUUUCAUACGAACAAUCUCCAUCUAUAUCGACUUCAUGGCAACAUGGAUCCCAAGGAGCGUCAGGCAGUUUUUCAAGCAUUUUCUAGCUGUCCAGAUGGGAUACUUAUAACCACUGAUGUUGCAAGCCGUGGACUCGACUUGGCUGGCGUUGCCUGGGUAGUGCAGUAUCAUGUCUCAGGGACUCCGAUUGAUUAUGUGCAUCGGGUGGGUCGCACGGCCAGAGCAGGAGGUCGUGGGAAAGCAUUGCUGAUGCUCCAGCCGGAGGAAGAAUCCUACACACAGAUGCUUUCUGCCACUGUCGGGUUGCAGGUGGAAAAACUCAAGUUGUCAGACGUUCUACAGACUGCUCUCUUUCACCUGCAGCGUAAGGGGCGUCAAAGCGUAACUACGGUGGAGGAAGCCGCAGCAAGCAUGUCAAAGCACUUCUUCCUGACCGUCGCUGACGAACCUGAAUUGUCAGCAUUGGCUGAAAAGGCCUAUGUGUCAUUCCUUAGGGCCUAUGCCAGCUUCACAGGGGAAAUGCGUGUUCACUUCGCCUUCAAACGACUUCAUUUGGGACACGUUGCUCGCGCCUUUUGUCUUCACGCGACCCCGAGCGAUAUUGCUUCACGAGUCACUGGUAAACGUCCAGCUUCCAGUAAUCGAAUGACAGAGCAAGGGAGUAACACAACUGUCAAUAAGUCACGGCGCUUGGAACUCGCGGACAAAACUGGGGAACAGAGGCCCCUCCAACGAAAACAUAAACCAAAGCCAAGUGAAUUAGCGACACGGAACAUGCUUGCUGAAUAUGGUCUUUAA